This is a messenger RNA of Penicillium cinerascens, 1335 nucleotides long. Its product is annotated as O-phospho-L-serine:2-oxoglutarate transaminase. Bases 1 to 1335 code for a protein of 444 amino acids. The record is from RefSeq and is a predicted model, not a curated record. Lineage: Eukaryota; Fungi; Ascomycota; Eurotiomycetes; Eurotiales; Aspergillaceae. The transcript is spliced from 2 exons. Gene Ontology annotation, cellular component: cytoplasm. Gene Ontology annotation, biological process: L-serine biosynthetic process. Gene Ontology annotation, molecular function: pyridoxal phosphate binding; O-phospho-L-serine:2-oxoglutarate transaminase activity.
AUGCCCAGUCGACAAGAAGUCUCCUACUUUGGAGCUGGUCCAGCUCCCCUCCCGACUCCAGUCGUCGAGGCCGGCGCGAAGGCCUUCGUUAACUACAAUGACUGCGGUCUCGGUCUCGGCGAGAUCUCCCACCGUUCGCCCACCGCAAACAAGAUCCUCGAUGACACAAAGGCCAACCUCUCCACCCUCCUCGACAUCCCCGAUAACUAUGAGAUCCUGUUUAUGCAGGCCGGUGGCAGUGGCGGGUUUAGCGCUGUUGUGCAGAACCUCGUCCCUGUCUGGAUUGAGCGGAGGCGCCGCAGAGCUGAGGCGGAUGUGCAGAAGGCUAAUCCCGGUGCGGAGAAAGCUCAAGUGGACGAAUUGGUUUUCCAGAGACUGCAGAAGGAGGUGGACGAGGAGUUGAAGCUUGAUUACCUCGUGACUGGAUCCUGGUCGCUCAAGGCUUCGCAGGAGGCUGCUAAACUCGUCGGUUCGAAAUACGUGAAUAUUGCUCUGGAUGCUCGGAAGGGUAAUGAGGGCAAGUUCGGCAAGAUUCCCGUGGAGGAUACUUGGUCAUUGACCCCGACCAAGCGUGAGGGUGGCAAGGGCUCUGCCUUUGUCUACUACUGCGACAACGAGACCGUGGAUGGUGUUGAGUUCCAGAGCUUCCCCAAGUCUCUGGAGUCACAGGGUCAGGACGAGGAGGAUGAGCGCCUUGUUGUGGCCGAUAUGAGCUCUAACUUCAUCAGCCGGAAGGUUGAUGUCAGCAAAUAUGCCGUGAUCUUCGGCGGCGCACAGAAGAAUAUCGGUGUCACUGGUGUCACCAUUGCCAUCGUUCGCAAGGACCUUCUUCCCCCUCAUACCGCUACUCCUCCCGCUCCGCUUCUGCACCGGUUGAACAUUGGUGGUCUCCCGGGCCCCAUUAUGCUUGACUAUGCCACCAUGGCCAAGAACAACUCCCUCUACAACACCCUCCCCAUCUUCAACCUCUGGAUUGCGGGCCAGGUCAUGGCCGAUCUUAUUUCUACCUUCGGUGCCCAGAAGGUCAGCGGUCAAGAGGAGAUUGCCAAUAAGAAGUCCGAUCUCAUCUAUGGAGCUUUGGACAAGUACCCCCAGGUGUACCGGGUUGUGCCUGACAAGAGCGUCCGUAGCCGCAUGAACAUCUGCUUCCGCGUUAACGGCGGAGAUGAUGCGAAGGAGAAGGAGUUCCUGGCAGGUGCUGAGAAGCGCCUCCUCCAGGGUCUCAAGGGCCACCGCAGCGUUGGGGGUAUGCGCGCCAGCAACUACAACGCAGUUCCCCUGGAGAACGUGCAAAAGCUGGUAAAGUACCUCGAGGACUUUGCCACCGGACAGUGA